AUGGAAGUGGAUACGGGUGCGGCAGUGUCCAUCAUAUCAGGUGACUUGUACAGAGAGAAACUGAGUCAUAUUCGAUUACGUCACACUCACGUGGUCCUCAAGACGUAUACAGGGGAAGUCAUUCCUCCAGAGGGUGACAUCAAGGUACGUGUUAAGCUUAAUAAACAGAAUGUACACUUACCGUUGUAUGUCGUAAAAGGAAAGGCAGCUCCUCUGUUUGGACGAGAAUGGCUUCGUAGAAUUCGGCUGGACUGGCAUGAGAUCAAAACCGUAAGAGCAGGGCACCAGAUGAACGAAAAGACACUGGAUGGUCUUCUAAAAAAGUAUGACAAGGUAUUCAAGGAGGACCUAGGAACAUUCAACAGUUAUACAGCUAAACUGAAUCUUAAACCAGGAACACAACCAAAGUUUUUCCAAGCACGAGUGGUACCAUAUGCCAUCAGACCGAAAGUGGAGGCAGAAAUCGAGCGUCUGCAAGAACAAGGAGUCAUCUCACCGGUACGAUUCAGCGAAUGGGCAACACCGAUUGUGCCAGUCAUUAAGAAGGGCGGAAAUGUGAGAAUCUGUGGAGAUUUCAAGAUAACUGUGAAUCCAUCUCUGUGUGCAGAACAUUAUCCAUUACCCCGAAUCGAAGAUUUGUUUGCUUCUCUGGCUGGUGGACAACAAUUUAGUAAGCUUGAUCUUUCACAUGCAUACUAGCAGAUUCCUGUACAUGAAGAUUCAAGCAAAUAUCUCACUAUUACGACUCACAAGGGCAUGUUUGUGAACCAUAGAUUACCUUUUGGUAUAACCUCAGCUCCAUCAAUAUUUCAACGUGUCAUGGAACAAGUACUUCAAGGACCGUUCGUUCAUUGUUUCUUGGACGAUAUCCUGAUCACCGGAAAAGAUGACGCGCAUCACUUGUUGAAUCUGGAGGCAGUGCUGAGUCGACUGGAAAAAUUUGGACUUCGUGUUAAACGUGAGAAGAGUGAGUUUUUCAAAAGUUCACUGGAAUAUUUAGGACAUCUGAUUGAUGCAACAGGACUUCACAAAGCUUCUGACAAACUUCGGGCUAUUGCGGAAGCACCAGCCCCCGUCAAUGUUAGCCAACUACGAUCAUUCCUGGGAUUGGUUAAUUUUUAUGCAAGAUUUGUGCCAAAUCUGUCUACAGUUCUACAUCCUCUAAAUGCAAUGCUUCAUAAAGACGUAAAAUGGAGAUGGUCAUUAGAAUGUGAAAAAGCAUUUCAGACUGCCAAAACGGAGUUGUUAACACCCAAGGUACUCACACAUUAUGAUCCAAGACUUCCAGUUCGCGUGGCUUGUGAUGCUUCGCCCUAUGGCGUGGGAGCUGUACUUUCACACAAGAUGCCAGAUGGCCAGGAGAGGCCUAUAGCGUUCGCGUCUCGAACCCUGAGUAAAGCUGAACAAAAUUAUGCACAACUGGAACGAGAAGCAUUAGGAAUUAUUUUUGGAAUAAGGAAGUUUCACACUUACUUAUAUGGACGUACUUUCACCUUGAUAACAGACCAUCGUCCCCUCACCACCAUACUUCACCCAAAUAAAGCGACUCCAUCUAUGGCUGUGGCAAGACUACAGAGGUGGGCUCUCUUACUGGCUGCUCACAAUUAUACAAUCCAGUAUAGAAGUGCGAAUGACCAUGGAAACGCGGAUGGACUAUCUCGACUGCCACUGCCGGUGCAACACAAAGACAAGAAAGAUGCAGUGGAGGUUUUCCUCAUUAAACAAGUGGAUGCACUUCCUGUGUGUAGUAGCGAUAUCAGGAAAGAAACACGAACAGAUCAGAUUCUUUCUCGAGUGAAAGAAAUGGUAUUCACAGGGUUAUUUCCAUCCAGCAAGAGUUCAGAAGAUGUACUGAAACCUUAUAUCACAAGGAAGGAGGAACUAUCAUUGAUGCAGGAUUGUUUGAUGUGGGGACAGCGAGUGAUCGUUCCAGUGAAUCUGAGACAACGUGUACUAGACGAGUUACACAUAGGACAUCCGGGUGUAGUAAGAAUGAAGGCUGUAGCACGUAGUUACAUCUGGUGGCCUAACAUCGACUCUCAAAUUGAGGAGAAAGCUAAAACCUGUUUGUCAUGUCAGAAGAACCAAAAAGCUCCAUGUCUCUCACCAUUACAUCCCUGGGCAUGGCCAGAAGUUCCAUGGCAGCGAAUCCACAUUGACUUCGCGGGGCCAUUUGAAGGACGAAUGUUUCUGAUAAUUGUAGACACACACUCGAAAUGGCCCGAAGUGUAUGUGAUGGAUUCUACAACAUCUGCUAAAACCAUUCAAGUUCUGCGUCGACUGUUCAGUCGCUAUGGGAUUCCAGAGACCUUGGUCAGUGACAAUGGUCCGCAAUUUACAUCCGAGGAAUUUGGAGUGUUCCUCAAAGCAAAUGGUGUGAAACAUAUACGCUCGGCACCAUUUCACCCAGCCACCAAUGGCCUGGCUGAACGAUUUGUACAGACUUUUAAAAAUGCACUGAAGGUAUCCAAAGACAGAAUACCACUACAGCAGAGUUUAGAUUCUUUCUUACUCCAGUACAGGAACACACCACAUAGUACAACGAAAGAAACACCGGCUAUGUUAUUUUUCCAUCGCAGACUGAGGACAAGGAUGGAUCUACUGAAACCAAGUGUGGAGCAGAUUGUGAAAAGGGCACAACAAGUUCAAUGUUCUUACCAUUCCAGGCAUGCCAAACACAGAGACUUUCAUAUUGGUGAUUCAGUGCUGGUCAGAGAUUAUCGGCGAGGAGAGGACAAGUGGAAAGCUGGUACGAUAUCUUCUCAGUCGGGACCAGUUUCGUACUCUGUUCAGGUGGACAACUCCCAAAAUUGGAAAAGACAUACGGAUCAAAUGUUAAACUGCCACCAUAAAAUCACAGAGGAGAUGGAAAGCUGGUCGGCAGAGAACAGUAUGUCACAAACACCUGAUGACAGGACACAAGAACUGUUGGUAACAUCUAAUGACACUGAAGAGAAGGCUGUGGAUCAACAAGUAACCAAGAUUGCUGAACCGUCGAUUCCUGAUUCUCCUAAUGUUAGGAGAUUCUCUGUGAGGAACCGUAAACCACCUAAUAGACUGGAUUUAUAA
Messenger RNA from Triplophysa dalaica, 3069 nucleotides. RefSeq lists its product as uncharacterized. The record is from RefSeq and is a predicted model, not a curated record. The transcript has a single exon. Gene Ontology annotation, molecular function: nucleic acid binding. Gene Ontology annotation, biological process: DNA integration. NCBI's taxonomy places the organism in Eukaryota, Metazoa, Chordata, Actinopteri, Cypriniformes, Nemacheilidae.